Uncinocarpus reesii 1704 is the source of this 1140-nucleotide messenger RNA. RefSeq lists its product as uncharacterized. The record is from RefSeq and is a predicted model, not a curated record. Lineage: Eukaryota; Fungi; Ascomycota; Eurotiomycetes; Onygenales; Onygenaceae. Gene Ontology annotation, molecular function: FMN binding. The transcript is spliced from 4 exons. The coding region runs from base 1 to 1140 and encodes 379 amino acids.
AUGGCGCAGGUCGACUCCUUAGAUCUCGUGGUCUUGACUGUCCUCCUUGUGGGCAGUGUGGCAUAUUUUACGAAAGGAACGUACUGGGCCGUUCCCAAAGCCUCUGCUGCAAUCUAUGGUUCCGCCAACGGUAUGCCCAAGGAGGGCAAAACAAGAAACAUCAUCGAGAAAAUGGACGAAACUGGAAAGAACUGCGUCGUCUUCUUUGGAUCUCAAACAGGAACGGCAGAAGAUUAUGCGUCCCGUCUUGCAAAAGAAGGGGCUCAACGGUUUGGUUUGAAGACAAUGGUCGCUGACUUGGAGGAUUACGACUUCGAGAAUCUGGAUCAAUUUCCUGAAGAUAAGCUCCAGCUUUGGCACUUUGAUAUCAUGUCCUGCUCUUCGCUUCUCACUACCCCGCCAGAGGGGCUGGUUGGGCUUCAACAACAAGGCGAACUCCUCAUCAGCUCUGCCCACCUUCAUCGCAGGCGGCACGCCCAUCAAAUAUCCGAGCAAGAGUACCAAGAAAGAAAGAUGGCCGCCGAACCUGAAUAUGUCCCCCGCUCCACCGAAACCGUUUACCACAUCGCUCGGGAAGUGGUUCAACUUCUAAAGCAAUCAGGCGAGACUCUCGCCGUUUCUGAAUCGCUCACAGGCGGCGGAGUAAUGGCCACUCUGACAUCUGUCGAAGGGUGCAGCGCUGUUUUCCGCGGCGGAGUCGUGUCCUACGCCACCCCAGUCAAACAACAUCUCCUCAAGGUCGACGGGGAUCUCAUCGCUGAACACGGUGUCAUCCAUGCUGAUGUUGCCGCCCAAAUGGCUGCCGGAGCCAGGACUGUCACCACCCACCAAGACAUGGCUCCGACUUCCUGGGGCAUUGGAACAACAGGGGUAGCAGGACCUGAUCCCCAGGACGGGAAACCGGCUGUAUCCGAGAAGCUCGGCGACAACUUCAAGCUAUUCACUGCUUUCUCUCCGGGAGACCGACAAGAAAGUGCCACAUUCUACGUCUGUGGAGAUGCUGCCAAUAUGGCUCGUGAAGUCAACGCCAUCCUCGCGCAGAUCAUUUCUGAACAGCGUGGUCUUCCUCCUGAAAAGGGCGAGGAGCUUGUCAAGAACAUGCGCAACAUGGGAAUGUAUCAAGAAGAUGUGUGGUCAUGA